This is a messenger RNA of Beta vulgaris subsp. vulgaris (sugar beet), 819 nucleotides long. Its product is annotated as transcription factor SRM1-like. Gene Ontology annotation, molecular function: DNA binding. NCBI's taxonomy places the organism in Eukaryota, Viridiplantae, Streptophyta, Magnoliopsida, Caryophyllales, Amaranthaceae. Bases 1 to 819 code for a protein of 272 amino acids. The transcript is spliced from 2 exons. The record is from RefSeq and is a predicted model, not a curated record.
AUGAAUUAUCCUAAUCAUAGUUUUUUGGGGGAAGUCCAAAAUAAUAAUAGUGAAUAUAGCAAUAGUAGUAAUCAGGAGUGGACACGUUAUGAAAACAAGUUGUUUGAGAAUGCUUUAGCUGAGUUAGAUCUGAACUCUCCUGCUUUAUAUGAAAAACUCAUGGUUGUUUUGCCAUGGAAAACUCUUGAACAAAUUAAGAGCCAUUAUGAAAAACUUAUUGCAGAUGUUGCAAUGAUUGAAAGGGGAGAAAUUAGCUCCCCAAACUAUGGUGGUAGAGUUGAUGGAGUUGAUCACAAACGUAAGGGUGCACCAUGGACUGAUGAAGAGCAUAGGUUAUUUUUGAUAGGACUAGACAAGUUAGGGAAAGGAGAAUGGAGGAACAUAUCAAGGUACUAUGUAAAAACUAAGACACCAUCCCAAGUUGCUAGCCAUGGCCAGAAGUAUUUCCGACGGCUCAAGUGUUGUACUCCUCUCGACAAACGUCGUUACAGCAUCCACGAUAUCCGAAUCCUCAACUCCGCCAUCGUCGAAACCUCUGCAAGGCAUCCCAAUCGCCAUUCUUUCAUCACUCACAUACCUCAACAUGAUCACCCUAAUUACUUAGCUCAUAAGAAAGACUGUGUUCAUGAACAACAUUAUUCUUCAUCUGUUGAAGUAACUACUAAUGUUGGCACCACAAAUAAUAAUAACAAUAUUGGGACAACAAGUCUAAUUAGUAGCAACAACAACAACUCACAGAUGAUUAUGGGGAAUAAUAUAGGCUAUGAUCAAUGUGCUGAUUAUGAUGAGGUUUUUCAGCCUUUUGCAAUGCUCAAUUAA